UACUUGUCUCCUCCGUGCGAGAAGGGACAGAGCAGCGAGGCUCGUGCACGCAUCUCGACCUGCCCCCACUUCUAUUUCAUCGCCCAUCUGGUUCUCACUCUUCCAAGCUUGUAAUCGUGCUGAGUUUCGGAGCCGUUCCUGCAAAUGGGGCUCGCUCACCUGCUGCUGUUGUCGCUCUCCCUGUUUGUCGCCAGUGGGUCGCGCGCUGUGGAGCUCAAAUCCGAGGCCGAGCUCAAGUCCUUGACCCGAGACUUGCUGGAAUCGGCCAGGGACCCGGAGUUCUUCCGGUGGAUGCGGGACGUCAGGAGGAGGAUCCACGAGUACCCGGAGCUCGGGUUCGAAGAGCACCGGACGAGUCAACUCGUUAGGGACGAGCUCGACUCGCUCGGGAUCAAGUACAAGUGGCCCGUCGCCAAGACCGGCGUCGUCGCUUUCAUGGGGUCCGGAGAGAAGCCGGUGUUCGCUCUCAGAGCCGACAUGGAUGCUCUGCCGUUGCAGGAACUGGUGGACUGGGAGCACAAAAGCAAGAUUGACGGGAAAAUGCAUGCCUGCGGCCACGAUACCCAUGUAGCUAUGCUUCUCGGAGCAGCCAAAUUGCUCAAAGAGAGGGAAAAUCAGAUCAAGGGAACCGUAAAGCUUGUAUUCCAGCCUGGAGAAGAAGGUUACUCUGGUGCUUAUUACAUGUUGCAAGAUGGAGUUCUCGACGACCUUGACGGAAUCCUUAGCAUCCAUGUUUUGCCUAAUGUACCGACGGGGUUCAUUGCUUCCCGGCCUGGCCCGAUACUUGCAGGUGCUGGGGUGUUUUCGGCCACUAUUCAGGGGAAAGGCGGGCAUGCAGCACUUCCUCAUCACAAUAUAGACCCCAUUGUUGCAGCUUCAUCUGCAAUCCUCGGUCUUCAGCAAAUCGUAUCUCGAGAGACCGAUCCUCUUGAGGCACAGGUGGUGACAGUCGGGUAUAUCAAAGGAGGCCAUGCCGCUAACGUGAUUCCUGAGUCUGUUAAAUUUGGAGGAACCUUUAGAAGUUUGAGUUCCAACGGUCUCUUAUUCCUUCAGAAGAGGAUAAAAGAGGUCAUAGAAAUGCAGGCGGCUGUUCACAGAUGUAAAGCUGUGGUGGACUUCGGAGAGGACAAAGUGCCUCUUCACCCUGUAAUGGUUAAUGACGAGGUCCUAUAUGAACACACCAAAAGGGUCGGAGAGAUCCUGCUCGGUGAAGGCAAAGUGCAGCUUCUGCCAGUGACAAUGGGAGCUGAGGACUUCAGCUUCUUCGCUGACAAGACCUCUUCUCUGAUUUUCGUGGUGGGGAUACAGAACGAGACUCUGAAAUCGCAUCACGUGCUGCACUCGCCUUACUUCUUCGUCGACGAGGAGGCUUUCCCGAUUGGAGCGGCUCUUCAUUCAGCUGUUGCAAUGUCCUACUUGGAGGAGCACGCGGAUGCAGCCAGCGCGUGUCCUAACUAUGGUUACCCCUAAGCUCCAACCUGCGUAGGAUAGUUUUAAAGGAUUCCCUUAAGAUCUCUGGUCUAUCUUUCUGACCAGAGAUUCCUAGAUUCGGAAGCUACUCUGCUGGUCUGUUGCCUCGACGAAAGAGACAUCUUCAUCUCCCGAUCGCCAGGAAUAAACUGAGAUGUAUAUCGAGCAGCAGUAGAGUAUUGCAUUCACCAAAA
This is a messenger RNA of Syzygium oleosum, 1664 nucleotides long. RefSeq names its product IAA-amino acid hydrolase ILR1-like. The transcript is spliced from 5 exons. The coding region runs from base 145 to 1470 and encodes 441 amino acids. Gene Ontology annotation, molecular function: IAA-Ala conjugate hydrolase activity. Gene Ontology annotation, cellular component: endoplasmic reticulum. NCBI's taxonomy places the organism in Eukaryota, Viridiplantae, Streptophyta, Magnoliopsida, Myrtales, Myrtaceae. Gene Ontology annotation, biological process: auxin metabolic process. The record is from RefSeq and is a predicted model, not a curated record.